CAGAAGAAAUACUCUUGUCACGCGGUGGAUACUCAUCCGCGGUGCCAACUGUGAGGUCCCCAUUGUAUCCGACCUCUCCAUUGUUACGAAAAUAUAACCAUAUUCUGCGAGUCCCUCUGAACUAGUUUGUAGGUCUGCGUGACUGCAAGAAGGCCGAACAUAAGACGCCUGCACGGUGAAGAGCGUUGAGAAAUCCGAGGGGUCCAACACCCGCAACAACAUAGAUGCCGAGAGAUCAUGUAUCCAAAUGAUUAAAGGGGGGGGGGGGGAUCCCACUUUGCAGCGCUCAUCUUUAACUGUGCCGCAUGUGCUUGGACAGCCAAGUGCCACUACGUGUCAUGCUGCCCCUUGUCAUGUGAGCGCACCUCUUUCUGUACGCUGCAGUCAUUCGAUCGGGACCGACUUGCCAAUGAAUUCUUCGCCGCCAUGCCCCGCCUCGCUCGUGAUGCACGAGCUCUCUUCCAGGGUUUCUUACAUUGCCGUUAGCACUCCUCCGGGUCAAAAUUCAUUUGACGUGCAUAUUUCUUUUCCGUUGAGUCAUCUCCAAGAGCAGGGACGGGGAUUCUUGUUUUGGAGGGUCGAUGAGUACUAAUCUUGGUAGCGGCGCGUGGCUCCGGUUAUGCAUAUUUCGGUUGUAUAAUGAGGUGAGGCGGUGACUGCAACUUCAAGGGCAGGCCGCGGGCGAACGAUGAGUUGUGAGUAAUAAGGUGGAAAGCUUUUUGUUGCCAACUUUCUUGGUCCGGAACAGCCCAAAGUGGAGCUCACUUCAUUGUCUUGUGGUAUUUUGGCGGUGGACGUUUCGGUGAGAGCUACUGGAAGGCGGUGGGCGCGGGGUAGGUCGGUUGGUGGGUGUUUUUCCAGGUGAGUUUCAAGCAUGCGACUCAGUUUGAGUUCGCUAAAGCUCCUUCUACAUCGCAGCGUUAUGGUCUGUGAGUAGCUUGGGAAAUCAGAAUGGUCUUGAUUUCAUUGCGGGGGUAACCCGAAAGCCAUGCUACUUGGAACCCACUCUUCCACUUGUAGCGAGAGUUGCAGCUUUCAAUCGUCUCUACUGAGUUGGUGACAUGCAGUUACGCCAUUGUCUGCGACUGGCGUUUUUUCGGGCAUCCUGGUUCACUAACCUAUUGCCGGAAAGUCAGAGGGUACAACUUCUAAAUCCUCCAUUAGGUUAAUAUUUUGGUGUUGAAAAGGAGAGGCACUAGGCCAAAAUAGUUGUGUGAGAGGUUUGUGAAAGUCAUCAACCAUGUUGUGUAGAAUAAGAUGCAGCUGGUUCAUGUAACUUUAGGCAAUGCUCCGAAACUGGCCGCUUCUUGCGAUCAAUCGACCGAGUGACAAGGAUAGUAAGAGAGUGUAGAUAAUAACGGGUUGGUUCAAAUGGAGUUUCGCAAUUGCAGACGAGAAAUGUCCGGAGAUUUCAACUGUAUGUACCUUCACUUAUCUUACUUUCUGUCAGAGAUAGAGUUGUUCAGACUAUCCUUAUGGGGCGUUUAGCAGGAGAGGUAGGGAAUUCUGCUGGACGCAGUUGAAGACUUGAAGGGGACAAAGGAUCAAGUAUUUGAAAGAAAAGCCGGUCAUUGUGUUAAUCUUUAGCGGUGAGAAACAUGCGGUGGCAGGAUUGUUGAGGGUUCAUUUGCUUCCAUCAAAGUUGGUUUGGCUGCUUUCCUUCUCCUUCGCGGGCGCCAGCUGCUUUUUUCUUAGCAGGUCUUACUUGAGCUUUAGCGAUGGAUUUAUCACUUACCUUGUCUCACCGUCCAUCUGGAGGAAAUUCGAAAUGGAAUCCAGAAGAAUGUGAAGAUUGCAAAGGAAAAGGACAUGUCGAAGGGGAAGGGUCGGAAGCGGGUAAUGGGAGGUUGUGUUCGAAGCGGUCACGGGGACCUGCUGGUAAACAACAAGUGCCGGGACAGAAGAACAAGGCGUUGGAAAAUUUGGAGGAUUGCAUGAAAAGCUUGAUGAUAUCCCAAAUCAAAGAGACCUUCGUCUACGUUGAAGAGAGCUUCAUGGCACUCUUGAGGAAGUGCUUGGCUUCAAGGAUUGGGAGCUCUCGUAUCGUGGUGAUUCGUGGAAAUACCGAUUAUUAUGAGAGUAAGAAAGACGUGGACGUAGGGUGGGGUUGUGGAUGGCGUAACAUUCAAAUAUUGGCAUCGUAUCUACUCGCUGAAGAUCCCGAGGUUAGGGAGCACCUAUUUGGCGGUACUGGCUAUGUCCCAGACAUCCCCGCCCUCCAGCAGUGGCUCGAAAUCGCCUGGGCUAAGGGUUUCGAUGCUCCAGGGGGUGAAUAUUUUGAUUGGAAGAUCAAGGGCAGCAAUAAGUGGAUUGGCACCACCGAGGGUGCAGCUUUGCUGCGUUCCUUCGGUGUUCGAGCUCGGAUCGUAGACUUUCAGGCAAUAGGCAGCAAGCGGGAGUCGCCAAGCGAGCUGCGUAGCAAGGCAGGUCAAGGGAGUGUCGAAGAAGAUAAGUCUGGGAGUGGAAGCGAGGAAGAGGCCAAAGGUAAAAAAGAGUCUAAUUUCGGAAGUAGAAAGUUUGAAGAGAAUGGAAAGGACUCGGAUCCUCAGCGAUCGAUAGCUAAGAGUGACUCUCAUGACAAGUGCAUUGAUUGCGGUGAGCAUGAAACUCUACCCAAUAAGUUUCGACCUGAAAAGGCAAGUAAUUCCGAUAUGUGCCACACAUGUACGAAGCUUCAAGGCUCAGGAAAUAUGGAUAAGAAGAAGUUCCACGACGAGCAAGAAACACAGAUCACCAAUAGACACAGACUAGGGUGGGACGCAAAAACUGGAGGUGGAGGUGCAGAGGAAGGUCAGAUUACGGUGAAACACCAACCGAUGGUGGAGUGGGUGUGGAAUUAUUUUAUGUCCCAUACGAGAAAUUCCAAGGUCUCCAAACAAUUGAAACUGAGCGAAAGGUCCCCCCUCUACUUCCAGCACCGUGGCCACUCUCAGACAAUUGUUGGCGUGGAGUGCCGAAAAGUUUCCUCUUCUCCCGACUCCGAGGAGGUAAACCUACUCGUCGUGGACCCCUCCGAGAGUGCUGAACAAGUUAUAGAGAGUCUCCGAGAAGGUAAAGGCUGGGAGAAAUAUGUCAAGCGAGGCCUUCAGACUUUGAAACAAAAAGAGUAUCAACUCUGCUAUGUUGAGCGCGGCAUCGCCAAGGGCAGCGAGCUAGACAACCUCAAGUUUCUGACCAGCAAGAGCUAUACCUACUGAUAACCCUUGAAAAUAUGGUGUUGAAUUUGAUGUAGCAAUGCUGGCCUCACUUCUAGUAUCCUGGUGCCAACAGCUCCCAUGCGUCUCCUGGCAAAUCCGUCGUACGUUUCAUAUAUCAAGCUGUCUCACAGGUCUCUGGAUUAUUAACGUCAAGAUUUCACGAGUGCCAAGCGGGGGGUAGACAAUAUGUAUCAUGGUACAUCGCAACUCGCCCUCUUAUUGAGAAGUACUCACCGAUCCCCUCGCUGGUAUGUAACAUCAAUUAGAGCCACUUCCAUCAGGGUCAACUACUAGUGACGGGCAUCGUAGAUCUAAUAGUCAAGCUGUAGCCACUUUGUUAUUGCACUCCAUAGAACUAAGUCAACCAUCAUAUUUCGGAAAAUAUCAAUUGCAUUUCUGUUUCCCCUUCUCCGUCUCCUCCCUUUUCGAGAAAGGAUAGAUCCGUGCGUCUGGUCGGCGUAGAGAUCGGUUCCUCAUCUCACCGCCAUUCAGACUAGAAGCCAACGCAACUUCAAAAAGAUGACCCGAGGGAAAACUAUCGUAGCAGUGUAACAUCGCGGACCCGACUACCUGUAACUCCCAACGCACAACACUUGCUAGGGAAUGUACCUGAGUUCAAAUCACGACGACACAUCAGCUCACAACGAAACCAGUCUCUUAUCCACUCCUAUACCAGUCGGUUCAUGACCAGCUGCCAUUCUUCCCCAAUACAAACAACGUCUCACCAUGUCCUGCACUCGGGACGUUUGGACGUUGUAUAGAGAACAGAUUCACCUGGGAUUUUCACGAUGUCAGACGGUUCCUACUCAAGUAGAACGCCCGAAUACCUAUGCAUAUCGGCUUCGAAGGAAGCACUCAGCACCCACAACAGGAAGAUCUCCUUCAGGUGAUCGCGCUGCCUGCCUCACGAGCUCAGCCCACUUGCUUUUGCACCAGGUGAACCGCAUUCCCCUGCCAUGGCUGCAAUCGCUGCCACCCAGUUCCAACCCCGAAGAUUCACGUGAUGGAUUUGAGGUAAUGGUCGGCCUGCAGGGUCGUGUUUCAGUGAAAGGCUGAUCGAGAUAUGCUCCGAUUUGCGUCGAUUUGCUUCUGCCCACUUCCGUGUCGACGUUGAGGUUCCGUCAUGGGAUGGAUGAACGAACGAAAUGACAGGAUUCUUCGCCAAGGCGGCGAUUCGGCUCUGCGAUCGUCCUCUUCAUGGUGUAGAAAAUCGGUUAACUGAUGAAGGCGUCGAUAGUCUCCCCUUUUAUUUUUGUAAAAUGAUUACAGAAGUUUGGAAACUGGGAUGGUGCUAGAUUUGCAUCUUUAGAGAAGUUUGUGUUGGUAUUGUAGUGGAUUGUAUCCAAAAACAAAGAUUUAAUGAGGAAUUUUCAGUUUUUGAAGAUGCUUA
Messenger RNA from Physcomitrium patens, 4587 nucleotides. The record is from RefSeq and is a predicted model, not a curated record. Lineage: Eukaryota; Viridiplantae; Streptophyta; Bryopsida; Funariales; Funariaceae.